UUUACUGCAGAAAACAAGAGCUGGUAUGAAGCACAGAGAUACUGCAGAGAGAAAUAUACAGACCUGGCCAAAGUGUUUGACAUGACAGACAUGAGCAGACUCCGUAACUCCACACAGAAUCAAGGAGAAGCCUGGAUUGGACUGAACAACAACACAGGUGGAAACAGGACGUGGCAUUGGUCUCUGCCAGGAGUGGAAUACAUUCAAAAUGACAGCAGCUGGAAUCUGACUGGAAGACAAGACUGGGAACAUCCUGGGAACUGUGUGAGGAAAAGAUACAAUCAAGGAGAUAAAAAGCUGGCAGAUGUUUCAUGUGACACUAUGUUUUGGUUCAUCUGCUAUGAUGAAAUGAAGAAAGACAAUAAAACAUUGUAUUUGAUUCAAUAUCCAAGACUAAAUUGGACACAGGCUCAGAGUUACUGCAGAUAUAAUCACACUGACUUGGCCAGUGGACUCGAUCAGGUUGAUGGAGAAGAAAUUGAGGCCGUGAUAAAAGGUUUAACCCCUCCAUUUAACCUCUGGAUUGGUCUGUUCAGAGACAGCUGGAGGUGGUCAGAUGGGAGUAAUUUCUCUUUCAGAUACUGGGAUAUGCAGUUAUUCAAUGAUACACAAAGCAACAAGACAUGUGCUAUGACUCUGUUAAACAGAUCAGGAAAAUGGAGCUCUGAUGAAUGUGACAAAGAAAAACCCUUCUUCUGUUAUGAUGAUAAAAUAAUCCUGAUCAAAGAAAACAAGGCCUGGGAAGAAGCCUUGAAUUACUGUGAAAACAACUACAAGAGGCUGGUUUCUAUCACCAACCCUGAGGUGCAGGGAUGGGUCCAGGAAACAGCCAAGAAUGCUGACAGUCCCUAUGUUUGGAUCGGACUGAGCUACAAAUGCACUCUGGGAUUAUGGUUAUGGGUCAGUGACUACGUAGUCUGCUAUGAGAAGUGGGCCACAGAGGGGAAGACUGAAGGGUGUGACAUGUCUGUAGGCGUGGACAGAGGAGGACAGCAUGAGUGGAUCAGUCGCAGGAAUAAUGAGACGUAUAAUUUUAUUUGUUCUAAACAGUAA
Messenger RNA from Oreochromis niloticus (Nile tilapia), 1053 nucleotides. RefSeq names its product C-type mannose receptor 2-like. Bases 82 to 1053 code for a protein of 323 amino acids. The record is from RefSeq and is a predicted model, not a curated record. The transcript is spliced from 3 exons. Lineage: Eukaryota; Metazoa; Chordata; Actinopteri; Cichliformes; Cichlidae.